Symbiodinium sp. CCMP2592 is the source of this 1803-nucleotide messenger RNA. The record is from the annotation of a GenBank genome assembly. NCBI's taxonomy places the organism in Eukaryota, Dinophyceae, Suessiales, Symbiodiniaceae.
AUGGUGUCGGUGGUGCGCGACGCUCCCAAGUUCGAAGACGCCCUGUCCCAGCUGGCGGCCCUUCACGCACAGGAGCUGGAGACAACGGAGAGGGAGCUGCGCUCGGAGAUCGCGCGCUUGCAGGCCUCCCUCGUGGAGGCGGAAGCUCUCAAGACUGCGGCCACCGAGCCCCGUGUCCUCGCUGCAGUGAUCGAAGACAUCGCUCAAGAUCUGCUCGGCGAACAGCAGGAGGCUUCUGUGAGUGGAGAAGACGCAAGAUCUGCAGGAGCGCUCAAGAUGGCCAAGCAGGUAUCCUUCGGGGCACACGAAGUCAAGCCAGGUCUCCGGGAGUCCACCAACGGCUCCGAUGGCCCGCAAAGAAUGACCACCCGUGAGUUGGCCUCGGCACUGGAAAGCAGCAAAGGCCUGCUUACGUCCAAUAUGAACUCCGAGGCUCUUGCCAAACUGCACAGGAUGCAGCAGGAGAUCAGCAAGAAAGAGAAGGCCAUCGGCGAAAUCUCGUCGCGGGUGCGGAAGGAUUCUGGUGGCAAGUCCCCGACCAGUGUGAUCCAAGAGGUGAGCCUCAAUUGUAUCUUGAGCAGCCGGUCUUUCGGCCUCUUUGUUGCGUCCAUGAUCGUUUUCAACUCGAUCCUUCUGGGCCUCGAUGUCAAGCGGAACCAGUCAGAGCUGGAAACACAGAUCCUACGCGUCCUGGGCGAGGUGUGUAACGGUUUCUUCUUUAUUGAGCUUUGCCUCCGCCUGUGGUGCUACAAAGCCAGUUUCGUGUACGGCGAGGAUUAUGGCUGGAACCUUUUCGAUUCAUUCCUGGUGGUGUCGUCUGUCCUCGAUGUCAUAUUAACCUAUACCGCCGCGGACAUCUCCCCGGCCCUCGCCGCAAGCAUGAAGAUGUUGAAGCUAUUUCGGAUCAUGCGCGUCUUCCGAGUCUUCCGAUUCUUCAGAGAGCUCGGGAACUGGGCGAUGAUGAUCAUCGAUUCCUUGAAGUCGCUGUUCGGGGCAUUGAUCCUCCUCGGUAUCAUUGUCUACGUCUUUGCGGUGAGCCUUUCCAUGAACACUGCAGACUGGCUUCUCCAACAGGAAUCUGCUGGCAUGGUGGAUCGAAUGCUCUACGAGGAUGUAGAGACCUGGUUCGGCUCGCUGGGCUCAACGGUUUAUACAUUAAUGCUGUCGAUCCUUGGGGGCGUCAGCUGGCACAUCGUCUGCGACCUCCUCUUCAGAAUCGACAUCCUGUCAGCGUGCAUGCUCCUGUUUUACAUUAUGUUCACCAUCUUCUCUGUGCUGAACGUGAUCACAGGAGUCUUCGUGGACUCGGCCAUUCAGACGACGAACUCCCAGCGGGACAUUCAGAUCGAGCGAGAGCUCGAGUUGAAGGACUCCUUCCUGAAGUCUCUCAAGGACUUCUUCGAGGCUUUGGACACGGACGGCAACGGCGCGAUCCAUUUGGAUGAGAUCAAGAUCAUGCUGCAGGACCAGACACUCGCCGCCUACUUCGCAGUGCUGGGCUUUGACGAAGUCAAUGCGCACCAAAUCUUCCACCUGCUCGACGACGAUGAGUCCGGCGAGGUGAGCAUACAGGAAUUCCUUGACGGCUGCGCGAAGCUGAAGGGGCAAGCACGAAGCAUCGACGUCCAUGCGAUCAUGCACCAGUGCAGGGCACUCCACCGUGACAUCAGCUUCGUCGGCUCGCAGUUGGGUGUGGACCUGCAUCAGGCAGCCCACGCAAGCCGGCAGUCGCACUGGUUUGGGCGCCAAACACAGACAUCCGUUCUGCAACCAAACUCAAAGCGCUUGAGUGCUGCCGCGUGA